Molecule: messenger RNA, 843 nt
Organism: Zingiber officinale
Lineage: Eukaryota; Viridiplantae; Streptophyta; Magnoliopsida; Zingiberales; Zingiberaceae
Product: cytochrome b5-like
Exons: 4
Coding region: 227-628 (133 amino acids)
Cellular component (GO): intracellular membrane-bounded organelle; membrane
Molecular function (GO): heme binding
Source: RefSeq, a predicted model, not a curated record
GUCGAUAGCGACCAUAAAUGAUCCAUUCCCCCCUUGGCCUUUAUGGCCCCUUAGCGUGUUCGGCACAUGCAGGCGGAGUUUCCAUCUUCGAAUCAACGAAAAUCGACAAACAGCAAUCCGCAGCGGCCUCGGAGAUCGAGAUUCACGGGGUGGUUGGUAGGUGUGAACCACCGGCCUGAUUCAUCGUCUUCAAAUUCGCGUCGCUUCCCCAUCUCUAGUCGAGGAAAUGGCUGAUUCCAGGGUGUAUCACUUUGAUGAGGUCGCUAAGCACAACGUCGCCAAAGAUUGUUGGCUCAUCAUCGACGGAAAGGUUUAUGAUGUCACCCCAUUUAUAGAUGACCAUCCGGGAGGUGAUGAGGUUUUGCUUGCAGUAACUGGAAUGGAUGCGACCAACGAUUUUGAAGACAUUGGCCACAGCUCCACCGCCAGGGAUAUGAUGGCCAAAUACUACAUCGGCGAGAUAGAUCCUUCAACGGUUUCAGUGAAGCGCACCUACCUACAGCCUCAGCAAGCGCCCAACCCCGUCGAUAAACCAGCCGGCUUCCUGAUCAAAGUACUGCAAUUCCUCGUCCCCUUAUUGAUCCUGGGCUUAGCAUUCGCCGUUCGAAAGUUCACUAAAGCAGAUUAGGCUUGCUCAUUCUUGCAGUUCCUUUCCAAACUCCAUAGCUUCACUUGACAUUCAAACUGAUGAUAUCGAACUUUCUGUCGAAGUAUCUAUCUACUUGUGCUCGGUAGUGAUAAAUGCUAGCAAUGUCUGUUGUGUCGAAACCUACCAAAUCUAUGAGACGAUAGCAAUCCAAAUAAACUGCAUCGUGAUGCUUUAGCGGAGGAAGAACAACCCAA